This is a messenger RNA of Sorex fumeus (smoky shrew), 2317 nucleotides long. Its product is annotated as alcohol dehydrogenase E chain-like. The coding region runs from base 76 to 1203 and encodes 375 amino acids. Lineage: Eukaryota; Metazoa; Chordata; Mammalia; Eulipotyphla; Soricidae. The record is from RefSeq and is a predicted model, not a curated record. Gene Ontology annotation, molecular function: all-trans-retinol dehydrogenase (NAD+) activity; zinc ion binding. The transcript is spliced from 9 exons. Gene Ontology annotation, biological process: retinol metabolic process; retinoic acid metabolic process. Gene Ontology annotation, cellular component: cytosol.
AAUAAAUCUACUCUAUAGACUCCAGCAGAAACGUGGCAAGACGUGGCAAGAAUUCACCAGCAAAGAACCAAAAACAUGAGCACAGCAGGAAAAGUCAUCAAGUGCAAGGCCGCUGUGCUCUGGGAGCUGAAGAAGCCGUUUGCCAUCGAGGAGGUGGAGGUCGCACCCCCUAAGGCUCAUGAAGUUCGUAUUAAGAUGGUGGCCACAGGGAUCUGUCGCACAGAUGACCAUGCCAAGGCCGGCUCCCUUUCCACACCACUUCCCGCAGUCCUGGGCCAUGAGGGUGCCGGCAUUGUGGAGAGCGUCGGAGAAGGUGUGACGAGCGUCAAACCAGGUGAUAAAGUCAUCCCGGUGUUUCUUCCCCAGUGUGGAACGUGCAAGGUCUGCAAGCACCCAGAAGGCAACUUCUGCUUGAAAAAUAGCAUUUCCAAUCCGAGUGGGACCAUGGAAGACGGGACCACCAGGUUCACCUGCAGAGGGAAGCCCAUCAACCACUUCUUAGGCACCAGCACCUUCUCCCAGUACACAGUGGUGCAAGAAUGCGCAGUGGCCAAAAUCAAUGCUGCCUCCCCGCUGGACAAAGUCUGUCUCAUUGGCUGUGGGUUUUCUACCGGAUACGGGUCUGCCACCAAAGUUGCCAAGGUCACUCCAGGCUCUACCUGCGCCGUGUUUGGUCUUGGGGGAGUUGGUCUGUCCGUUGUGAUGGGCUGUAAAGUAGCGGGGGCAGCCAGGAUCAUCGGAAUAGAUAUCAACAAAGACAAAUUUGCAAAGGCCCAAGAGGUGGGUGCCACCGAGUGCAUCAGCCCAAUGGACUUCCAGAAACCCAUUCAGGAGGUGCUGAAGGAGAUGAGUGGAGGAGGUGUAGACUUUUCCUUUGAAGUCAUUGGUCGGCACGACACCAUGAUGGCUGCCCUGAUGUGCUGUCAGGACUCAUAUGGAGUAAGCGUCAUUGUUGGAGUGGCUCCUAAGUCAGAGAUGCUUUCUCUGAACCCCAUGCUGUUGCUGACGGGACGCACGUGGAAAGGAGCUCUCUUUGGUGGCUUUAAGAGUAGAGAUUCUGUCCCAAAACUUGUUGAAGAUUUUAUGGCUAAGAAGUUUUCGAUGGAUUCGUUAAUAACCCAUGUUUUACCUUUUGAAAAAAUAAAUGAAGGAUUUGAGCUGCUUCAUUCUGGAAAGAGCAUCCGUACAGUCCUGAUGUUCUGAGAUCCCACGAAAGUUGCCUUUGCUGGGAGCAACAUCCUAGCCCUUCUGCCAUGAGGAACAUCCUCUUAAUGACACAACUAACUCUGGUUUUCAAAGACGCCGUCAUCAUUCACACAUGGGUAUUUUGCAAAAUCAAUGAUUGAUGUGGAAUCAUUUUCCAAGAAAAUGUGUGAGACCUUACUUAGUGAGGGCUAGAUGGAAUACCAGCCAGGUAACUAAAUAUGAUCAACUUCUUUCUUAGCCAUUCUUAGUUUGUCAUUUUCCCCUUUGAGCAAAGAUGUUUCUCUUCACCUGUUGCAUUUUUUUGUAUCUUUGCUGCCCUAUGUCCUAAUGGUAACCUACUUGCUCCCGUAAUCAAGAUGAACAAUUGUAUUUGAAACUUUCUGCUUCUAUUUCCAUUGUCUGUAUUUUCUUUUCUAUAAAUCCACCAAAGUCUAUGGGUAACAGUACAUCUAGGGAAGAAGACAUUCAGAUUUAUUAAGUGGAGAGGAUCUUAAACUUCAAAUGCAAUAAUUUUUUAGACAACUGUUACUAUUUCCUAUGUUAGAAGGGAGCAUUUAUAAUACUUUUCUACUAUUUGAAUGUGUAGUAUAAAAAGAAUAUGUAAAUCACCUCUAUAAAUAAUAAGUAUAUAAAUGUAUAUUCUUUUAAAUAAAAGUAGUUUCAUGCUUUCACAUGAUAAAACAUGAAGUUCAGAUAUUAAUUGUGAAAACUGAACAAUCCCUGAGAGAAUAUUUUGAAAAUCUGGCAUUUUUGCUCAUGAAGUGCUUUAUUGAUUAGAUCAUCUUAAUUGUUACAUUGAGCUGAAAAUAAGGUCUAUGAUGAUUGAGAGGUAAGACAGUGGGCUGAAGUGUAGGAAUGAGAAUGAGCAACUGUAAGCAGCCGCAGGGUGGCCGGGACCCCAGGAAGCGUCUGUUUGCUGGGGGACCAGGUGCUCAACCAUUUCUCUUAAUUACAGCUCUGAAUCCAAGUCUAUCUCCCUAGAAUUUGUUUGGAUUUUUUUUUAGUACACAGAAGCUUAUGGUGUGCAUUUUUAAUGCUUUCUUGCUCUCAAGGGAAGAUCUGUAUUUUGAACUCUGUCUCCAAAUGCAAUAAAAAAAUUGUUCUUUCUGGA